AUGACUGUGAUUCAAAAGUCUACUUCAAAUGGUCAUCGCUCCGUGGAGCCUCCUCUUGAUCACGACUUCCACAAUGCUUGGGGAACAAUAUACUCGAACAAUGCUUUCGUCAGUGACAAUCGCGCUCGACAGAUGUGGGAAGAGUAUACUGUGAACCCUGGCAGAGUUGAGCAACAAUAUCAUGUACUGCUGAACGAGUAUACCGACCGGUUUCAAUCGUUUUUCAACGGAUUCUGGCCUAUAACAUUUCACGCGCACGUUAGUGAUGCGUUGAUUCCAACCACCGUGGCCAGUCUCAUUCUCAAUACCGCAUCAACAUGUCCCCUGGUGGUGGAAGACCCAGCACUAUCCCCGUUGCUGAAGGAUGACCCAGAGCCGGAAAAGGUCCAAGAAUUUGUCCGCAACCUUCUUGGUUGGAACGAUGUUCACAUCAAGACGCCGAAAUUAGCCAUUGUUGACGGAAUCUAUGGGUGCGCGUAUGGGCCCUUGGCACACUCGUCGGACGAGUGGGAAUACAGAAUCAUCGGAUCGGGCCCUGAAUCAUUCUACGUACGCCGAAGCGACUUUGUCACGGAAGAGACAUUGUUGAACAAACUCAUUGAGGCCAAAAAGGAAGGAUGCGUCGCAGUGAUCUGUGAUCUGGUCAACGCGUCGGACGGAUCCGUCUUACCGCCCGAGUACUUCCGUCUUUUACGAAAGUGCUGCGAUAAAGUAUGCAUAUGUCUCCUUGUUGAUGAAGCCAUGACCGCAAUCCGCUGUGGAGCACCACUGGUUCACCAGAGACCCGAAUACUGCGAAGACGGCGGGAUCCAGCCUGACAUGAUCGCCUUUGGUAAAGGCAUGGGUAUCAGUGGUAUUGCGAUUAACUUCAACGGCCUGAUGAUGCGACACCUCGCUUUCCACAAUGAGGCGCUCAUUCGCCAGUCAAUCAGAUUCUGGCGCUCUAUGGUCACGAGGCCGAUCGCGACAACAGUGUUGAUUGAAGCCUUGGGUACCUUGAAUGUAGCGGCAGCCGAGAAUUGGCCGGCCAGAAGUGAGCAAAUUGGAAAAGCGUUCCGAAAAUUUGUCAUUCGCCAUGCGAAGAACGAUCUGCCACCCGGAGAGGAGAUUGUGCGUGGGCUAGGCGCAUUCAUCGCCGUGCCGCGGGAUAUCAAUAAAAAGUUUAAUGUUAUGGCGGCAUUUCGUCGGAGAAGUGCUUGGGCGCGGUGGAUUCCCAAGCUCAAUAUGGCUGCUGCUAUGUUACCGCCACUCCUCUCACAAGCAGGAGCAUUGAUCACCGUCAAACGGUGGCUGGAUGAGGACAUCAUUCCCUCCAUCUUAAAUCACGAUGUUGUGACUUUUCUCUGGGCUGAGGACUAUAUUCGACAUCCCAUUGAAUUCCAGCAUUUUCUCAUGGAAGCUCGAACAGCGAUCGAGUCAAUCAAGGACGUUGAUAGCCGUCCGUGCAUGGUGAAUCCCAUCGAGCUGGUCCAAUGGAACAUGGACAAGAAAUAUCUCUUGGAGAUGUAUGCCACGGGAUUCGAUAUACCGAAAAUGGGAAUGAUUGAGGCGAAACAAUUUGAUUCUGUGUCCGCGUUGCACCGACGACUGAUUGAAUUUCAAUCAUCUGGGCCCGUCGUCCUCAAACCCGCGAUAUCUGCAUCCUCUAAUAACACCACACUCAUCUGUGAUGUUUCCACCCUCUCGAAGGAAGACACCAGACACUUGCAGUCAUGUAUUGAUGGUCGCCUUGGAAGUUCAAUCGUUUUGCAGGAGUUUGAGCCGUCUAUCUCGGCGGGUGAAUAUUCGUUCAUCUUUGUUGGCGAGAGUCUCUCUCACGUGGUUUUGAAAUCGCCUCGUAGCGGCGAGUUCCGCUGCCAACCGUCAUUUGGCGGCGAGCUGGGUCGCAUACCGAUGGAAGAGAUUCAGGAGACGACCUUGUCUGUCGUUCAAUCUAUCUUUGAUACGCUCAAGGAUCGGUUCGGGAUUGCGACAACAGGGAAGUUGGGGUAUAUGCGCGUGGAUGGCUUGGUGACUAAAGAUCGCCCGUUUAUCUUGAUGGAAAUCGAAGCCAUUGAGCCUUGUCUUUAUUUUGAAAUGGAAGGACUUGACCAGAUGCUCUCACUAUUGUUGUCAAAUUAGUCUAGAAGCCCUGGGGUUCCAGAUCAAUGUCUCCGAUUCCCGUUCCAUACGUGCGCUGAAACUAAAGCAUUCAAUGUUGGAUUCUUGAAAGGAUCCCAGUGGCUGGCUGAGCUAUACGUAGGGUCAUCUGGAUUAUAACCGCUGAAAAGGCAGGACUGUCAGCGUCCAACAAUUCACGCAAGUCGUCUCAUAAAAUCGUCUUUUCAUCUCAAGAUCAGUCUCACUUAGACCGAUGCUCGAUUUGAGACUUGCAGAACUCGGCAUUAAAAACUAUGAUCUCCAAUUCACUAAUCAAAUUCACUGGUGUAAUAGGGUCAGCCAAUUGUUCGAUCCAAUCACCCGCUUCCCAUUUGCAUAUUCAGUGCAAACUAGCUGAAGGAAAAUUCCAAAAAAGACAUGGAUUUUGCAGAAAGCUUGGGUUUUGGGGAAUCGGGGAGAAGACCUUGAACUGCUCCAACUUUUAUGAACAGACAAAUAGUGUUCUUGACAUUAAUACCAAAGUAACCUGUAAAUAAUGUUGAGUUCCCCUACCUGUCGAUAAUCUCAGAUUGGCGUCCAGUUUUAUUUGAUCAAGUUUUAUUUUUCAUGAUAUACAAUACCUUGUUCUGAAUUUACGAUACGAUGUGCGCCGUGUCU
Messenger RNA from Aspergillus pseudonomiae, 2757 nucleotides. Its product is annotated as pyridoxal phosphate-dependent transferase. The transcript has 3 exons. Bases 1 to 2121 code for a protein of 706 amino acids. The record is from RefSeq and is a predicted model, not a curated record. Gene Ontology annotation, molecular function: transaminase activity; pyridoxal phosphate binding. NCBI's taxonomy places the organism in Eukaryota, Fungi, Ascomycota, Eurotiomycetes, Eurotiales, Aspergillaceae.